CAAGCGAAAGGACAGAUGGAGAGAUCACGCGGAGUCGCGGGGUGGGCGGUUCAUUCCUCCGCGCGUUGCUGCAACUUGCUGGGCACGCAGUCGGCGCAUUCGUGGAGUUGGUGCAGUAGUCGCCGCGAACUGUAAGGGCAACGCCUGUCAGUCGCGUUUGGACGUCGGUGGUAUCGCUGCGUCACCCUCUGACUUCGGCUACUUUUCAGCAGCUCGCAAGCCUCAUGCGGCUCUUCGGGGGCACCGGUGCGGCUCGCGGCUCCCUGGCUUGGUAACCCCUCCCCCGCAGCAAGAUCAACUCAUCGAUCAAGCCUACCACUCAAUCAUGUGUGACAAGCUGAAGAUCAACCAGGCAUGCCUGAUGGUAGAGUCCCACUUUCCGGCACCCUUGGAUCUGUACUCCCAGUCAUCUGAAUGUUAUGGGUGCCCUCUGCAACGGACAGUGAGGGUGCCACGUCUGUCCAAUGCCAGUGCUGUUGUAGGAGCCAUUCACGCACUCCAGUUUGAAGUGAGACAUCAUCGUUUGGGUGACACACUCCCUAACUGCAGUUACAGCGAGCUCCUGGGAGACCAUGGUUCCUACCUUCUGCGGGUGACAUCCAAGGGAGAGUGCCACAGGGAGACUCUCGAGGAACCUGCAAACAUCUAUAAUCCUUUAAUCACAGCCGGUGCCAUCUUCCUGGUUGUGGUCUUAGUAUGGCAGAUUGCAAGGUGUUGCAGAAGGGUGAGGGCGGCGAUGGGGGCAAGAAACUCCUCUUUCGAGUCACAGGAGAACGUCCUUGGAUCUGCGCUCUCCAUUAGUGGCAAUGCCGCCGAGAUGGAAAAGCCACCUCUGACCCCAGCAAAGAAGAGGCUCCGUGCCCUGGAUGCCUUCAGAGGGUUGUCUCUAGUGGUGAUGGUGUUCGUGAAUUACGGUGGAGGGAAAUACUGGUUCUUCCACCAUUCCCCAUGGAAUGGCCUGACAGUAGCAGAUCUUGUAUUUCCAUGGUUCAUCUGGAUCAUGGGAGUGUCUAUGGCCAUGUCAGUUAGGUCGCUGCUCCGCAAGUCCGUCUCAAAGCGCCGCAUCAUGUGGAAGAUAUUGAAGCGCUCUGCCAUUCUCUUCUUCCUCGGUAUUGUGCUCAACACUGCUCAUCACAACAAUGACCUGACAAAGCUGAGGAUCCCAGGGGUGCUCCAGAGGUUCGGGAUAUCGUACCUUGUGGCUUGUUCAUUGCACCUUCUCUUUGCGAGGCCCCAAGACAAAAUGGUGGGCUCAGGAUGGACGACGAAGGUUCGAGACAUCCUGCUCUACUGGCCCGAGUGGCUAGUCAUGCUGGCUCUGCUGGCUGUCCACCUGGCCCUGACAUUCUUCUUCAACGUGCCCGACUGUGGAAGGGGCUACUUAGGGCCAGGAGGUCUGCACCUCAACGGCAGCCACUUCAACUGCACCGGAGGAGCCGCGGGAUAUAUUGACCGCACGCUGCUCGGCGGCAGCCAUAUCUACCAGGCCGCUACGCCACGGCUUCUUUACAAGAGCCACCAGCCGUACGAUCCCGAGGGCAUACUCGGAUGCUUGACGUCCAUCUUCCUCGUGUUCUUGGGACUUCAGGCUGGCAAAGUCCUCGUGACAUUCAAGGAGUGGAGGCCCAGGCUUUCCAGGUGGUGUGUUUGGGGAGUUGUCUGUGGAAUUAUUGGUGGUGUGCUGUGCAAGUUCUCUAAGGAGGAUGGCUGGAUCCCACUCAACAAGAACCUCUGGUCUGUAUCCUACAUUUUGGCAAUGGCUUCCACGGCAUUCCUGCUUCUAGCACUCUUCUACUACAUCAUUGAUGUGCAAGGCUUCUGGUCAGGCGCGCCCUUUACCUAUGCAGGAAUGAACUCGAUAGCUGUCUAUGUGGGACACGACAUGGUGAAUGGCAUGUUUCCUUGGGCCUGGAAGUGCUACGAAACUCACUGGUGCUACCUCUUCAUGAACCUGUGGGGUACUUCUCUUUGGGUGCUGGCCGCGUUCAUCAUGUACCGCAAGGGCGUCUUCAUUGCCAUCUGAGACGCAAGAAUCACCUGUGCAAGAAACAUACGAUGCGUUGGGUGGAGGCUAUGGGAUUGCAAGGCACUGAUUUCGUGUGCCAGCUUGACGGUGGCAGCUGUUAACGGUACCGGGUGCUAAGCGCAGUUGACAUGUUGAUUUCAACUUAAUAUUAAUCUGGGUGUUCAAUUAGCAUGAAGAUUUCAAUGAGAGACCAGGGCUGUUUUUAAUGGCGAUGAAAUGACAAAAGAAGUUAGGGAAGUUCUGGGGACCCUUAGCAGAUGGCAGUUUUUGAAAACUGCUCCAUUGAAAAUGCAUGACUGGUUUUGAAAAAGUUCAUUCUUAUAUUGUGUAGCACCCAUUUGAUUAAGAAGUCAAUACUGCAAACUGCCGUGAAAAGACAAUAUGUGUUACUUUAAUGCUUUCCACCCAUCGGGCAUCAGUACAAGACCAAAACAAUCUCCAAAAGGAAUAUCUAAAUUUUUUUUUUUUCCUUCUGGUUAUUGUUAUGCCUGGAAAAGACAUUUUUCAAUUUCGUAAUGACGAAAGGCUUUUUAAUAUUGGUGCUUGUUGUCAUUAUCAGUGUUAAAGUUAUAUACUCUGUUUAUAGUAGCAAAAUAUCUGCAAAGCAAGUGACUUCAUCUAUGUCAUGGCUUGUCAAGAUUACUAUAUAUAAGUUUUGUUUUUGCGUGCUUUCUGCUGGGAUGAGUCAAAGGGAUCGAUGGCUGUUUGGAGGGACCGCAUAAAUCGGUUUCUGAACGUAUCUAGCUAAUAUUUUACACAGACGUCGCCGAAGGACGUGCAUCAAGGGUAUAGAAAUUGAACCGAACAAAGUUACCCGAGUAAAAACUUAGAAAUUAAAAACUUAAAAUCCCUACCUAUGGCAGCCAUGUGCAAGGGCAUCUGAUUGACGCAACAGCCGACGAUGUCGGCAGUGGUCUCUGCAUUGACAAGGGGGGUCAGCAGUGGAGGCAUUGGGAGUGCCUCAGGUUUUAGCAUCAGCUUCGGAGAUGACACUGCGGUUGUUGGUGGCUUGUUCUGGAGGUUUCCCUCACUAAGGCGUGCCUCACCCAGCAUAAAAUUGGAGGGAAACCCGGAGGCCGCCACCCAAACUUUGCCGGAAAAUGUCGGUGGACCUUUACUUGCUGGUUGGGAGCUAAGCGCACCGUGAAGAUGGCUUACACCCGAAAACAGAACGGAUGAAAGUUGCAGAUAAAAAAGGAGAUGUGUUAAUAACCAGAAAGUGCGAAGCAGAUUAGAAUGUUUCCGAAAAUAAUCAAUAAAAAAAUUGGGGGACGAUCAUAAGGUUUGACGCGUUCAGACAGCAGCAGCUUUUUUUGUUUAUUUUCGUUUACGCUCACACCGUCGCAAAAGCAGGCGGCGCGCCACUAACAGCUCCCGCUGUAAUUAUUUUCGUUUGCGCUCGCCAUCAAUAAAUUUUUCCACUAAAUUUAGGAGGAAAACUGAAUUGGCGCAUAGGUCAUGCGACUUCAGUUUUUCCACUAAAUUUAGCGGGGAAAUUGAUUUGGUGCAUAGGUCAUGCGACGUCAGUUUUUCUGCUAAAUAUAACGGGGAAAUUUAUUUGGUGCAUAGGUCAUGUGACAACAGUUUUUCCGCUAAAUUUAGCGGAAAAACUGAGUUGGUGCGUAGGUCUCGUGACGUCAAUUUUUCUGCUAAAUUUAGCGGGGAAACUGAAUUGGUGCAUAGGUCAUGUGAGGUAAAUUUUUCUGCUAAAUUCAGCGGGGAAACUGAAUUGGUAUAUAGGUCAUGUGAGGUAAAUUUUUCUGCUAAAUUCAGCGGGGAACUUGUAUAAGUCUGUAGGGCCCAUGGCUCACCUCACGUGACAUCAAUUUUCCCACCAAAUUCAGUGAGGAAACUGAGUGGCUGCAUAGGUCAUUUGACAUCCAAAUUUAUCCGUUACAUUUAGCGGAAAAACUGAUUUCGUUUACCCUAACGCCUUCGUGAAACUGUGGGGGGGACGAGCCCAUAACAGCUGCCAUUGUAAAAGGAGACAACACAUAUCUGUUUUGUUUUUCUCGUUUUAUCUUCAUUUUUUAUGUUGUUUUUUUUGGUGGAAGAAAAUGAUCAUUUGUUGACAAUUUGCACAAAAAAAAGAGUGCAUCGCUUCUGGCGCGAAACGUCGUCUGCUAUUGCCAAAGUCGAGUGAAGCACCCCUCGAGGCCGCAAGAGAUCUUAGGUGCCGCCAUCUGUCGGCUGUUACACCAGUCAUACGCCUUUUUUUAGCAGACGGCCGCGGUAGGUAGAGAUUUAAAGUUUUUCAUUCCUAUUUUUUUGCUCGGGUAAGUUUGUCCGGUGAAAUUUUUAUACACUUGAUGCACGUUUUUCGGUCGCCUCUUAUGGGGACCAACUUAUGUGGUCCCUAGAAACAUCCAUCAAUCCCUUCAACUCUUCCUAUAGUUACAAUCAAUGUAUAUGUCACAGAUCUGACAUUUCCUAUUUUGGUGUGUUUACCCUUACACAUAUUUUUUUUUUUUUUUGUUAUGUUAGGUGGUGAUUCUGUAGGCUUUCAUGUAAAUCCCUGUUUGCAUCUGUCAUUUCAGGACAUAAAAUGUGUGCCUUGUGUAUUUCUCAAGUCAUAAAGCACCUAUACUAAUUCAGUUACUUAAAGGGCAACUCCACUUUGUUUUUGACAAACAAUGCAGUCCUCUUCAGUAUCACCCAGGAAGACAACACGUCAAAUAUUACGACCUAGUUCUGUCGGAAUGUUUCUUAAAUGGUCCAGUAAACUUUACAACUUGCCAAGUUGCCGAAAUCGAUUGACUCUAGCGGGCAAAUUGAGGCACAACCAACAGCACAGUCAAGGCUACGACAUUGGCGUAGCCAACAUUGAGCUAAACAUCAUCACCACUGCCUCAUUUUGCUGGUUUUUGCUUCUCCGAGCAAGCGUAAUGGGUGAUGUCAGCAACAUUUCCUCUCGCCACUCAGGGGUGUCCACGUGAUUGGCGUAAUACGCCUGCGCAGCAUGCAUCUUGGGAGCCGUCCGGCCGUCCCGUCAUUACUGCCGUCUCCCGCAUCACAACCGCCAUCGUUGUGGUGUUAUCGUUUGUGAUUGUUGUCUCUCGGACUCCCAUUCACACUAUGUGCGCAGACUCGUGCUGCAAUUGUGUAGACGUCGUUGAAUGCCGUAGACUCCAAAACGUGGCGAUGAGUGCGGUGCAGACGACACUUGCGCCUGGCACAUGCCUGCCUCAAUGAUGGCUUGCUGGCCUGCCCCAAUACUGCCCGUCGUUGCAUAGGAUCACAUGACAUCUUGUACCAUUUGAUGGUCGGGCCUUUUACAGCCUGAGGAGAAUGUUGCCAGACGGAGCCGAAGUUUCGGUUUUGAUUUCUGCUUGUGCUUAAAGUAAGAUUUAACAGUACAUAUUCCAUUUUUUAUGAAGCAAAUGAUGUAGCCCCUUUUAUUUAUGCUUUUUAUUGUGAAAUCACUCCCAGACUUUUUUUAAUUUGAGCAGAGUUGCCCUCUAAACCCGCUUAAAUCGCCCCCCAAAACAUUUUUCUUUAUUUUUUCCACGCGAUUUAAUAUGGUGUCAUGAGAGACAGUCCAAUAAAUAUUUUGCUGCAGAGUCGCAUAUAUACAUUUAAUAAAGUCAACAAACUCAAGUGCUCGGAACCGAAACACUAGCACGAAAGCUCAUUGUUGUUAGUCACAUCGCCAUGUCGCCUUUCCAGCCGACCAAAAAGGCCACCUGGACAGCGUCAUUUUCGACCCUGACUGUGGGUUUACUGCAAUUUGUGUUCCUGACCAUAUGUUUUUCCUCCAAAGAAAAGGGGAUGCACCAGAUCGGUCUUUGUUUGUAAGCAACCCUGAGUGCCGCGCCCCAUAGCGCACGCGUGCCUCCAAUAAGCAGCCUCUUUGUUUGUUGGUUUGGACAUCAAGCUGUGUGGUCACUUCUUAAGCACGAUACAAGGAGUGCAACUAUGAUAAAGGCUUGUCACAGAAAUGCAAAAUCUUCGAGUGAUUUUUUUGGUAGGAAAAGCAGAAGGAAUUGACAUUUUUGGACCCAAUGGAAAAUGUAAAGAGUGCAUUGAUGUUUUUAUUUCAUCCUGAUAUCUAGACCUUUGUUUUGUGGAUUGGAUGUUAUAUCUUUUUCAGUGCACCACUGAAAAGGCCUAUGGCUGUUCGUGCAGAACUCAAAAUAAAUCAAAUCGAAAUAAUGACUACCUAAGAGCGCAUUCUUAAUUGUGUCAUUCUAUGUGACAUCCGUGGCAUUUUGGCAUGAGCCAGGAAAAUGUGAUAGGUGUUAGUAAUUACAUUUUCCCGAGGUGUAACUUAUAGUUUCUCAAAGUGUAGUGUGUACCUGGUUUUUUGUAUGUUAUACUAGUUUACUGUAUCACAACUUCCAGCCUGAUAGCUCCUAUUGUGACAUAGUUUUAUUUUUCUGACUAGUUUCUCUUUAAUAUUGUCCUGUGAAAAUUGUGCAUUGCAUAAAGUGUGUUUUUAGUGUGGCUCAUUGCUGUUUCUUAAAUGUGAUCUGUUUCUUUUAUAAGGCAAAACUUUGUCCCUUCUGUUGCAGUUUCUCUCUAGCGACUCGGGCAGAGAUUGUUGAAAUAAAACUGUUUUGUUUGGACA
Ixodes scapularis (black-legged tick) is the source of this 6593-nucleotide messenger RNA. RefSeq names its product heparan-alpha-glucosaminide N-acetyltransferase (gene Hgsnat). The record is from RefSeq and is a predicted model, not a curated record. The transcript is spliced from 18 exons. NCBI's taxonomy places the organism in Eukaryota, Metazoa, Arthropoda, Arachnida, Ixodida, Ixodidae. Bases 326 to 2023 code for a protein of 565 amino acids.